Mustela lutreola (European mink) is the source of this 5446-nucleotide messenger RNA. RefSeq names its product PTPRF interacting protein alpha 4 (gene PPFIA4). Gene Ontology annotation, cellular component: presynaptic active zone. The coding region runs from base 543 to 4244 and encodes 1233 amino acids. The transcript has 31 exons. Gene Ontology annotation, biological process: synapse organization. Lineage: Eukaryota; Metazoa; Chordata; Mammalia; Carnivora; Mustelidae. Gene Ontology annotation, molecular function: protein binding. The record is from RefSeq and is a predicted model, not a curated record.
GGGAGACAGGGGCGGGGCGCUUCGACGUUGGCGGAGGCUGCAGCUAGCUACCUCCGCGCCCGCUCUGCUCCCUAGGACGCAUCGGGCUCGCCGGGUGGGGGGCGGCUCCCUUCCUCUUCGCAGCUAAGCAGCCUGUCUUUCGACUACUGCAGGCAGACCACUGCCUUCCAGUAACGAUGGGUGUCGCUAGACCCAGCUGGGACUCGGCCAGGCUCCAGCGCUCAGCCUAAGCGGAGGGCCCUCUUCCAGCCCUGCUCUGUCUGCCUGUCAUGGCCACACUCGGCUGCUGCCUGCUUGUCUGGGGACCUAGGGCACCCAGCCCCAGCCCUGAGAGGUUAAGCCUGACCCUCUGGCUCCAGUCCACAGGGGUGCCCCGGGCACCAGGCCUCUUCCAGAGCAAGAGCAACUGAUGCCAUGGGAGAAGCACCUGCCCACCCGUCCACUUGCCUGGUGCCGCCUGCUCAGAGACCCAUGCCCUGGGUGUCAACCCUGUGAACUCCGUCCCGUCCCCUGCCGCUGAGAAGGCCCUGCCCACCCCCACCAUGUGUGAGGUGAUGCCCACAAUCAAUGAGGGGGACCCGCUGGGGCCCCCCCACGGCGCCGAUGCUGACGCCAACUUUGAGCAGCUGAUGGUCAACAUGCUGGACGAGCGGGAGAAGUUGCUGGAGUCCCUUCGGGAGAGUCAGGAGACCUUGGCGGCCACGCAGAGCCGGCUCCAGGAUGCCCUGCAUGAACGGGACCAGCUCCAGCGCCACCUUAACUCCGCCCUCCCCCAGGAAUUUGCCACCUUAACUCGGGAGCUGAGCAUGUGUCGGGAGCAACUUCUAGAAAGGGAGGAAGAGAUAUCAGAGCUGAAAGCAGAGCGGAAUAACACGAGGUUGCUCCUGGAACACCUGGAGUGCCUGGUGUCCCGCCACGAGCGGUCGCUGCGGAUGACUGUGGUGAAGCGCCAGGCCCAGUCUCCUUCAGGGGUGUCCAGUGAGGUGGAGGUGCUGAAGGCCCUCAAGUCGCUGUUUGAGCACCACAAGGCCCUGGAUGAGAAGGUGCGGGAGCGGCUCCGAGCAGCCCUGGAGCGAGUGACCACCUUGGAAGAGCAGCUGGCAGGGGCCCACCAGCAGGUGUCUGCCCUGCAGCAGGGGGCCGGGGUUCGCGAUGGAGUGGCGGAAGAGGAGGGGACCGUGGAGAGGGGACCGAAGCGCCUGUGGAAGGAUGACACGGGCCAGGUAGAGGAGCUGCAGGAGCUCCUGGAGAAGCAGAACUUUGAGCUGAACCAAGCUCGGGAGCGACUGGUCACCCUGACGGCAACAGUGGCUGAACUUGAGGAGGAUCUGGGCACUGCCCGCCGGGACCUCAUCAAGUCGGAGGAGCUGAGCAGCAAGCAUCAGCGGGACCUCCGGGAGGCUCUGGCCCAGAAGGAAGACAUGGAGGAGAGAAUCACAACACUCGAGAAGCGCUACCUGGCUGCGCAGCGCGAGGCCACGUCCAUCCAUGACCUCAAUGACAAACUGGAGAAUGAGCUGGCCAAUAAGGAGUCCCUGCACCGCCAGUGUGAAGAGAAGGCCCGGCACCUGCAGGAGCUGCUGGAGGCCGCAGAGCAGAGGCUGCAGCAGACCAUGCGCAAGGCUGAGACGCUGCCCGAGGUGGAGGCCGAACUGGCCCAGAGGAUCGCAGCUCUCACCAAGGCUGAAGAAAGGCACGGCAGCAUUGAGGAGCAUCUGCGGCAGCUGGAGGGGCAACUGGAGGAGAAGAACCAGGAGCUGGCGAGGGUGAGGGCACCGGGCUGGGCUCGCAGGCCCUCUCCUUGUCCCCAGGGCAGCCUCUCAGGUGUGCUGGUUCUGCAGGUGCGCCAGCGGGAAAAGAUGAACGAGGACCACAACAAGCGGUUGUCAGACACCGUGGACCGGCUGCUCAGCGAGUCCAACGAGCGCCUGCAGCUGCACCUCAAGGAGCGAAUGGCGGCCCUGGAGGAGAAGAACACGCUGAUCCAGGAGCUGGAGAGCUCCCAGCGGCAGAUCGAGGAGCAGCACCAUCACAAGGGCCGCCUGUCUGAAGAGAUUGAGAAGCUGCGCCAAGAGGUGGACCAGCUGAAGGGUCGAGGGGGGCCGUUUGUGGAUGGCGUCCACUCCAGGUUGCACAUGGGCAGCGCAGGGGAUGUGCGGUUCGCCCUGAGCACAGCCACGCACGUGCCCUCAGGCCUGCACCGCCGCUACUCAGCCCUGCGGGACGAGUCUGCCAAGGACUGGGAGCCCUCUCCACUGCCUGGGGGGCUGGCCCCCACCGCCGCCCCUGCCUUUGACAGUGACCCCGAGAUCUCUGAUGUGGACGAGGAUGAGCCAGGGGGUCUGGUGGGCUCCGUGGAUGUUGUCUCCCCCAGCGGCCACUCGGACGCCCAGACUCUGGCCAUGAUGUUGCAGGAGCAACUUGAUGCCAUCAAUGAGGAGAUCAGGAUGAUCCAGGAAGAGAAGGAGUCUGCGGAGCUGCGUGCUGAGGAAAUCGAGACUCGAGUGACCAGCGGCAGCAUGGAGGCCCUCAACCUGACUCAGCUGCGUAAGCGCGGCUCCAUCCCCACCUCUCUGACCGCCCUGUCCCUGGCCAGCGCAUCCCCUCCGCUCAGCGGCCGCUCCACGCCGAAGCUUACCUCCCGCAGUGCUGCCCAGGACCUGGACCGCAUGGGGGUCAUGACCCUGCCCAGUGACUUAAGAAAGCAUAGGAGGAAGCUGCUGUCGCCAGUGUCUCGGGAAGAGAACCGAGAGGAUAAAGCCACCAUAAAAUGUGAGACUUCUCCUCCUUCCUCACCCAGGACGCUGCGGCUAGAGAAGCUUGGCCAUCCCGCCCUGAGCCAGGAAGAAGGCAAAAGUGCUUUGGAGGAUCAGGGCAGCAACCCAAGCAGCAGCAACAGCAGCCAGGACUCCCUGCACAAGGGCGCCAAGCGCAAGGGCAUCAAGUCGUCCAUCGGCCGCCUGUUCGGGAAGAAGGAGAAGGGCCGGCUGAUCCAGCUGAGCCGGGAUGGAGCCACGGGCCAGGUUAUGCUAACAGACUCCGAGCUUGGUCUGCAGGAGCCCAUGGUGCCUGCCAAGCUGGGGACCCAGGCAGAGAAGGACCGGAGGCUAAAGAAGAAACACCAGCUGCUUGAAGAUGCCCGCAGAAAAGGAAUGCCCUUUGCCCAAUGGGAUGGCCCUACUGUGGUCUCCUGGCUGGAGCUCUGGGUGGGGAUGCCCGCCUGGUAUGUGGCCGCCUGCCGCGCCAACGUCAAGAGUGGAGCCAUCAUGUCGGCCCUGUCGGACACAGAGAUCCAGCGCGAGAUCGGCAUCAGCAAUGCCCUGCACCGGCUCAAGCUCCGGCUGGCCAUCCAGGAGAUGGUGUCGCUGACCAGCCCCUCUGCCCCGCCCACCUCCAGGACCUCUUCCGGGAAUGUCUGGGUCACGCACGAAGAGAUGGAAACUCUGGCAACACCCACUAAAACAGACAGUGAGGAGGGCAGCUGGGCUCAGACCCUGGCCUAUGGGGACAUGAACCACGAGUGGAUCGGGAACGACUGGCUGCCCAGCCUGGGGCUGCCCCAGUACCGCAGCUACUUCAUGGAGUGCCUGGUAGACGCGCGCAUGCUGGACCACCUGACCAAGAAGGACCUGCGGGUUCACCUGAAGAUGGUGGACAGCUUCCACCGAACCAGUCUUCAGUACGGUAUCAUGUGUCUGAAGAGGCUGAAUUAUGACCGGAAGGAGCUGGAGAAACGGCGGGAGGAAAGCCAGCACGAGAUCAAGGAUGUGCUCGUCUGGACCAAUGACCAGGUGGUUCACUGGGUCCAGUCCAUCGGGCUGCGGGAUUACGCAGGAAACCUGCAGGAGAGCGGCGUGCACGGGGCCCUGCUGGCCCUGGACGAGAACUUUGACCACAACACGCUGGCCCUGGUCCUCCAGAUUCCCACGCAGAACACCCAGGCACGCCAGGUGAUGGAAAGAGAGUUCAACAACCUGUUGGCCUUGGGCACAGACCGGAAGCUGGAUGAUGGCGAGGACAAGGUGUUCCGACGCGCGCCCUCCUGGAGGAAGCGCUUCCGGCCGCGGGAGCCGCACGGCGGCCUGCUCGGCACCUCGGCGGAGACGCUCCCUGCCGCCUUCCGCGUGGCCAGCCUGGGGCCGCUGCAGCCCCCGCCCGCGCCGCCGAAGAAGGUCACGCCGGAGGCCGGGACGGCGGGCGCGCCGAGACUGGAGCCCUCCACGGUGCGGACCUACUCUUGCUGACCCCCCCUCCCGCCCCGGCCCUCGCGGGGGUGUGCCCGUGGCGCGGGCUCGCUCCCACUAUCUCUACGGACACAUGCUCUCCGCCUUCCGGGACUAGCCACGGCCCCCAGGGGCAGCGUCCUCCGGCUGAGUGGGCUCAGCCGGCCCUGCCCCCUCCUGCUCGUUCCCCAUCUUCUUACAACUCCUGGUCUCGUCCGUGACUUUCCAGUUGCCCUGGACCUCAGAAUAUACUCCUCCAUCCCCUCGGCACCCCACUACCCUGAGUCCCACCGUGUGCCCUUUGUAAGUCUCUUGUGGCUGUGGCUGGGUGUCCGGGUUGUCCAUGCUUGGGAUUCUGCAGAAGGGACUGGAAGACAGCAGCCCAGGGCCGGGUGUGACUUCAUCCUCCUUCUUCUGGACCUAGCCUGGUCUGGACUGUGACCUCCGCCAGAGACCAGGAUGCGGUGCCAGGGGCUAGGGAUGGCCCUUCCAAGAAAAUGGCACUUCAGACUCUGCCUUGCUCAGGCCGUGGGGCCUUCCCGUCCACGUGCACAUCCCAGCUGUCUGACAUCUGGUUUCAGUACUCCCAGGAUCGCACCUUUCCCCAGCUCAUCUCCACCAGGGCACCUCCUGUCUCCAGGACCUCCUUGGGGUCUGGGAGGGGCUGCAGAAGGCCCCAUACUCUCUCAGGAUGGUGAGGCUGGGGAGGAGAAAGGCUAAGGUGGUGAUUCCAGGCCUUCGCUUAAGAUGAAACCCAGACGUGAUUUGAGGAUGAAUCUGAGAGAAACGGGCUCCUGAUCUUUGAGCCAAGGUUAAGGAUGGGGAAACUCUCAGCCCUCCACCCAGUGAUAGGUUCAGGUCAGUCAGCUGGAGGGACAGCCAAGUGCCUGUAUCAGCCUUAAGCCUCAAAGGCAGGGGGAAGGUGUCCUGUCCUGCCCCAGCCAUAAGGAGUUGCUGCUGGGGCAGGGCUGGUGGGGGGUGGGGUUGUGUGGGGUCUUGGCUCUGGGACAGAAGAGAGCUACCUGUGCACUGACCACUCCGUUCCCAGUGUUCCCUCCCUUGCUGUCCUCCUCUGCCCACCUCUUUAGUAAUCCAGCCCCUAAGAAUAUACAUGAUGGGUGGGUUGAAGAGACAUUGAGCUACAAAUCGGAUUUGGGAAAAUGUAGUGUGAAGCUUUCUUCUCCGGAUCUCUUGGGAAGAAAAUAAAGCUUUCCCUUCCGUGA